This is a messenger RNA of Suillus clintonianus, 261 nucleotides long. RefSeq lists its product as uncharacterized. The record is from RefSeq and is a predicted model, not a curated record. The annotation marks the transcript as partial. Lineage: Eukaryota; Fungi; Basidiomycota; Agaricomycetes; Boletales; Suillaceae. The transcript is spliced from 3 exons. Gene Ontology annotation, molecular function: monooxygenase activity; heme binding; iron ion binding.
UUUGGACAGACUAGAAUCGUGGUACGUGACCCAAAAGUUAUCGCGCACUUUUAUGCUCGGGAGACAUGGACCUACUAUCUGCAAAGGCCUUUUUCGCUGAUGAUUGUAGAGAGCAUGGUAGAUCGAGGGUUAGUAUGGGCUCAGAGCGAGAGCCACAGGAGGCAGCGGAAAGCCAUUGCGCCAGCUUUCAGUGAUGCAGCUAUUGAGAAUUUCACAUCAGCGUUUACGACUCGACAUACAAUGUCAGCAUUCGCAAUUUGA